Molecule: messenger RNA, 1295 nt
Organism: Momordica charantia (bitter melon)
Lineage: Eukaryota; Viridiplantae; Streptophyta; Magnoliopsida; Cucurbitales; Cucurbitaceae
Source: RefSeq, a predicted model, not a curated record
GUAUGCUACCGCUGUUUCCGAUGCUAUCCGAAGAUGUUAGAGCAAUGGCUAGGCAUUGUACGUUGGGUAUUGAGCCCAGAAUUUCUUCUGAGAGGAUCAUACUUCUGGAUACUCAGCCUUUGUUCAGUCCUUCUGUUUUAGCUGAAAUUAUGAGACCUGAUGGUUCAUCCACUGUUUCAGUUAUUAGUGGCGAAUCUCUAUCUGCUGAAUUGGCUCAUGAUCUAAUGAGUAUCCAGCUGGGCAUUCUUCUAGCGUCCAUUUGUCACAUUGUCCUUGUGAUAUCAGAGGGAUUUCAUGAUCUAAAUAUGUGGAAUUUGAUGUUAACGGUUGAUUUGCUUAAACAUGGCUUGCCCGAUCCGUCUUCUCCUAUUUUUUCUCAUCCACCAAAUUCUAAUGCUGGAUCCGAGAAGGAAUACAAAGAUAAAACUUCUACAACUGAAGAAUAUAUGGCAACUCCAAUCUUUGUCCAUGCGAAAGUACAAGAUCGAGAUCUAGUUCCACACAAUAUCUUGCAACUAAAGAGAGCGUUUGCACGGUAUUUCAGGAGUUGUUCAUUUAUGGGAGACAAAUUUGAAAAGAGCCAUAGCGAGCAACCAGUUUCCAGUGUGGUUCCUGAUGCUAGAAAUUUAGAUGUAGAUGGUGAAGACCGAAGGCUGGUGGUGAUCCCAAUUUGGAACAAGGAUGACUCUACCAGAGGACAAUAUGAAAGUUUUAACUUAGCUCUGUGGAAGUUGAGGGAUCAGGUUCUAUCGAUGAACGGUGCAUCAUUUUCGAGGACAGUCUCGGAACGUGAUUGGUUAAAAAACUCAGCGAAGAUAUGGGAAUUAGUGAAGAGUUCUCCCAUCGUAAUGGAGUAUGCCAAAACGCUUCAAUCUUCAGGUAUGUUCAGGAGAUAACUGGAUGGCCUCCCAUUCCCAUUUUCAUAUUUCCAUAAUCCUUACGGUUCGGUUCGGUUCAGUUUGUAAAGGAUGGUAGAAGCAUGGUUUGAUUUCAUACCCCCUUAAUCCUUAGUAUUAGGCUUCGUUUAUCACUAUUUAUCCUUUCUACUCAUCUGAUUUCUUUUGUUCUACUUCAGCGAUCAUGGUAUAGAUUUUUUUGUCUUUUUUUUUUUUCAUUUUUUCUUGUAAGAUUCGGGGUUUGUACUGGCAGAAAGUUGGUUUCGGGGUAGUUUCAACAGUCAUUUACGAAUGGAUGGAAAUAUUCCCAACCAUACAAUUCGUACUAAGAUGUAUGAUCAGUAGUGAUUAAAUGAAUUUUAACAUCAAGUAUCCAUAUAAAGUAAUGGUUUUUUAGGA